UUCUAGUAGAUUAAAAUGGAUUAUCAGUGCAUUGUUAUCAUUGAUAUCGGAUGUACUCGACCAAACGAGUAUAAAAGCAGUCAGUCCAUUGGAUUGACAUUAAACAGCGAAAUGGUUUCCAAAGCAAUCGUGUUUUUUGCUCUCCUAGCGGUGGCGGUCGCCGAGAGACCCCGAACAGGUCUCCGGAUGCCGCCGAUCUUGCCACCUUUUGCUCGCCCUCUCUCGCCUCAAGUGGUCGGUGGUGAAGAGGCACCAAAAGGCGGUUACCCGUACAUAGUUUCCCUGCAAAUCCUCUCUCAGCAUUUCUGCGCCGGAUCUAUCUUAAACGAAAAUUGGAUCGUAACAGCCGGGCACUGUGUCCAAGCAGUUCCUUCUAUAAACCUUCUUCGUGUUAAGGCUGGAAAACACGAUAUUCGACGUAACGAGGACACCGAACAGACAGUCCAAGUGGUGGAAGGAAUCAUACAUGAAAAUUAC
Molecule: messenger RNA, 477 nt
Organism: Wasmannia auropunctata (little fire ant)
Lineage: Eukaryota; Metazoa; Arthropoda; Insecta; Hymenoptera; Formicidae
Product: coagulation factor IX-like
Exons: 2
Biological process (GO): proteolysis
Molecular function (GO): serine-type endopeptidase activity
Source: RefSeq, a predicted model, not a curated record